Messenger RNA from Salarias fasciatus (jewelled blenny), 1565 nucleotides. RefSeq names its product aldolase a, fructose-bisphosphate, b (gene aldoab). Gene Ontology annotation, molecular function: fructose-bisphosphate aldolase activity. Gene Ontology annotation, biological process: glycolytic process. The record is from RefSeq and is a predicted model, not a curated record. The transcript is spliced from 7 exons. The coding region runs from base 131 to 1222 and encodes 363 amino acids. Lineage: Eukaryota; Metazoa; Chordata; Actinopteri; Blenniiformes; Blenniidae.
AAAUGUGAGGGGUCACAAUGGGGGGAUAAAUACAAGGGCCGGUGGGCUGCGAGGGUGUCGCAGACGAAGACAGGAUCUUCUCCCUCCCUCUCUGUUCUCUCAGCACUCCUCCCAACCUCAAAGAGUCAGGAUGCCUCACGCAUACCCUUUCCUCACUCCUGAGCAGAAGAAGGAGCUCAGCGAUAUCGCUCAGAGGAUUGUUGCUCCCGGCAAGGGAAUCCUCGCCGCUGAUGAGUCCACCGGAAGUGUGGCCAAGCGUUUCCAGAGCAUCAACGCUGAGAACACUGAGGAGAACAGGAGGCUGUACCGCCAGCUUCUCUUCACCGCUGACGACCGCGUCAACCCUUGCAUUGGCGGCGUCAUCCUCUUCCACGAGACCAUGUACCAGAAGACCGACGAUGGCAAGCCCUUCCCCCAGUACCUCAAGGAGAGAGGCAUGGUGGUUGGCAUCAAGGUCGACAAAGGUGUUGUCCCCCUGGCCGGAACCAACGGCGAGACAACCACCCAGGGUCUCGAUGGACUGUAUGAGCGUUGCGCCCAGUACAAGAAGGACGGCGCUGACUUCGCCAAGUGGCGUUGUGUUCUGAAGAUCACUCCCACCACUCCCUCUCGCCUGGCCAUCAUUGAGAACGCCAACGUCCUGGCCCGCUAUGCCAGCAUCUGCCAGAUGCACGGCAUCGUCCCCAUUGUUGAGCCCGAGAUUCUUCCCGACGGCGACCACGACCUGAAGCGCUGCCAGUACGUCACUGAGAAGGUCCUGGCUGCCGUCUACAAGGCCCUGUCCGACCACCACGUGUACCUGGAGGGCACCCUGCUCAAACCCAACAUGGUCACCGCCGGACACUCCUGCUCACACAAGUACAGCAACCAGGAGAUCGCAAUGGCAACUGUCACCGCUCUGCGCCGCACCGUGCCCCCCGCAGUCCCUGGCAUCACCUUCCUGUCCGGUGGCCAGAGCGAGGAGGAGGCCUCCGUCAACCUGAAUGCCAUGAACCAGUGCCCUCUGCACAGACCCUGGGCCCUGACCUUCUCCUAUGGCCGCGCUCUGCAGGCCUCUGCCCUUAAGGCUUGGGGUGGCAAGAAGGAGAAUGGAAAGGCUUGCCAGGAUGAGUUCAUCAAGAGAGCUCUGGCAAACAGCCAGGCCUGCCAGGGAAAAUAUGCUUCCUCUGGAGGCAGCGCUGCUGGUGGAGAGUCACUGUUCGUGGCCAACCACGCUUAUUAAGCAUAAACACCCUUCUUCCACCAUCGCCACGUCACACUGGAAGAGGGCGUGUCCUCCGCUGUCCACCGCAGUAACAGUAACAGCUGUUUGUCCAGCAUCUUGGUAGAAGACGGAGGAGAAUAAAGGAGAAGGCUUUCCUUGGGGUUGUUGCUGCAGUAAGAAGAUUCUGAAAAAUGUUCUGCCUCCAUUCCCUCACCUUUUUGUUUUUAAACGCCUUUUUUUACAGGUGAAGAUUUCCUCACUUUUUACACAACCUUUACUUUUUUCCAUGGAUCGUUUUCCACCAACAAGUACAAGAUUUGUACUGGCAACAAGGAAUAAAGUAUUCACCCCAAUGUGUGGC